Molecule: messenger RNA, 891 nt
Organism: Hirsutella rhossiliensis
Lineage: Eukaryota; Fungi; Ascomycota; Sordariomycetes; Hypocreales; Ophiocordycipitaceae
Exons: 2
Coding region: 1-891 (296 amino acids)
Source: RefSeq, a predicted model, not a curated record
AUGAGCAUCUUUCAUUCCGAUCCUAUCCUAGUUCAUCUCCGAGAGGAAGCCAUUAAUCGGGAUGAAUGGGCCUCAACUAGGUUCUUUUCGAGAUACUUCGCUCGACAUAUCUUCUCCGAGAUUGAGUGGAUUCACGGCACCGAGGUGCCUCCUCGAGAGCACCAUUCUCAGUUGCGGAUGGAUAUUGCUGUCCAACACUAUUCGACUGGCCAGAGAACGUUGAUGUUUCGGUUGAUUGGGCAGGCAAAGAAAGGACGCGCUACUCCAGCGAAAAUCGUCGAGGUCGAAACUCAGGCCUACCAAUUAUGCCAAGCGUACAUGAUCGACAAGAGUAUACGAUCAGUCUGGGCAAUAACCUACUUUGGUUCCAAGGCUCGUUUGUGGGCAUGUGAGCUCAAAGGUUCUGGCUGGCUGGAUCCAUUUUAUCCUCUCGAGGGGGGACAUGGCGAAAGAGAUGCCUAUAGGGACAUCCUUGAGUUCGAAACCGAGUUUCUCUGGGCAUUUCAGAAGAUCAAGGCCAUUGCUGUACCAGACCCCGAAAGCUUCGACGAUAUCUAUGCCGAGGAAGGGAACACCACAGUCACACAAACCCUUGCUGGCUCAUCCUACAAUCAAUCUUCCACUCAGGCCUACCAUCUCGAUGGAUCUUCAGCGCAGUCCUAUGAUGCAUCCAUGGACGUCGAUACGGAGCCGACUUCCGCGUUCACUCGCACAGCUCAAAACGGCAGCAAAGUAUCUGUUCGCUGCAGCAAGUGGGACAAGGCAAUUAUCAUCAACAGAGAUGGCAGCCGGAACACGGGCUUUAUCGCGGAAACAACGAAUAACAAGUACCGAACAUGGGAUGACCCGACCGGCAAGGGCAAGGGGAAAAGCCACGGAUUAGUUCAUUAG